Molecule: messenger RNA, 2235 nt
Organism: Sesamum indicum (sesame)
Lineage: Eukaryota; Viridiplantae; Streptophyta; Magnoliopsida; Lamiales; Pedaliaceae
Gene: SKIP
Product: chromatin protein family
Biological process (GO): mRNA splicing, via spliceosome
Cellular component (GO): spliceosomal complex
Source: RefSeq, a predicted model, not a curated record
AAGCCGCCUUAUAUUGAUGAAACCAAAACCUGUUUUAUAUAAUUCCUGUGUCCAAACAUUAUCUUUCACUCUGCACCCUUUUUGUAUCGCCGCCUGAUUAUCCUCCAACUCAAAGGCUGAAGGUAUUCUUGGACCUGUGUUUCUCUGUUCAAAUCCCAGGGGUUAGGUAGUAGCUUAUAUUGAGAUCGGAGUUUGAAGAUGGUGGCCUUGACAGAUAUUCUUCCGAAGGCAAAGUCAUCGGUGAACACUAAUUAUGAUCAUUCUAACGAUCCAUGGUUCAAAAGUAGGUAUAGUUUGUCUGAGGAUGGAGAUACUGAGGCCCCAAAGGCUAAGCCAGUGCCUCCUUACUUGAAACGCGCGGGGUUCAAGCCGUCAAAGCCUGAGGACUUUGGGGAUGGAGGGGCGUUCCCUGAAAUUCACUAUGCACAGUACCCGCUUGGCAUGGGGCGAAGUACGAAUCAGAAACCAGGUGGGAAGACUUUGCCUCUCACAGUGGAUGAGCGUGGGAACUUGAGAUAUGAUGCUAUUGUGAGGCAGAAUGAAAAUGCGAAGAAGAUUGUGUAUUCUCAGCACUCUGACCUUGUUCCGAUCUUUGCGAAGGAUAAUGAGGAAGAAGAAGAUAUGGAGGUGGAUGAGAAGCAGAAAGAGAUUGAUGAGACGACCCAAGAGACUAAGGCUGCACUUGAGAAGAUUGUGAAUGUCAGGUUGAGUGCUGCACAGCCAAAAAAUGUUCCUACACAGUCUUCAGACUCUAAGUUUAUUAAGUACAAGCCAUCUCAACAGUCAGCUGCCUUUAAUUCUGGGGCUAAAGAGAGAAUUAUUCGCAUGGUGGAGAUGCCAGUGGAUCCAUUGGAGCCGCCGAAGUUUAAGCACAAGAGGGUUCCAAAAGCUUCUGGCUCUCCACCGGUGCCUGUUAUGCAUUCUCCACCUCGGCCUGUGACUGUUAAAGACCAGCAAGACUGGAAGAUCCCACCUUGCAUCUCUAACUGGAAGAACCCAAAGGGAUAUACAAUACCACUGGACAAGCGUCUGGCGGCGGAUGGUCGGGGGCUUCAGGACGUUCAGAUUAAUGACAAUUUUGCCAAGUUAUCUGAGGCUCUAUAUGUUGCUGAACAGAAAGCUAGAGAGGCUGUUGCAAUGCGAUCAAAGGUUCAGAAGGAGAUGAUGAUGAAGGAAAAGGAGAAGAAAGAGAUGGAACUGCGGGAGCUGGCCCGGAAGGCAAGAUCUGAGAGAACUGGUGUUGCUCCAGCAGCUGCUGUGCCAAUGCCUUCUGAGAGGGGCGGUGUUAGUGAUGGUGAUAUGAAUAUUGAUUAUGAACGUGUCAGAGAUGCACCCAAGGAAACAAAAGAAGAGAGAGAGGAAAGGUUGCAAAGGGAAAAAAUUCGUGAGGAGAGGCGCAAAGAGAGGGAGAGGGAAAGAAGACUGGAGGCAAAAGAUGCCGCUAUGGGGAAGAAGAGCAAAAUUACCAGGGAUAGAGAUCGUGAUAUCAGUGAGAAAGUCGCUCUCGGAAUGGCCUCCACUGGAACGAGAGGUGGUGAAGUUAUGUAUGAUCAGAGGUUGUUUAACCAAGAGAAAGGGAUGGAUUCUGGUUUUGCCACCGAUGAUGCUUACAACAUCUAUGACAAGGGCUUGUUUACUACUCAAUCUACAAUGAGUACUCUGUAUAGGCCUAAGAAAGAUGCGGAUGAUGAGAUGUAUGGUGGUGCUGAUGAGCAGCUGGAGAAGCUGAUGAAGACUGAGCGCUUUAAGCCUGACAGGGCAUUUGCAGGCACAUCUGAGAGGACUGGUCCAAGGGACAGGCCUGUUGAGUUUGAUAAAGACCAGCCACCUGAAGAAGACCCAUUUGGUCUGGAUCAAUUCUUGACAGAGGUUAAGACAGGUAAGAAAGCAAUGGACAAAGUUGGGAGCGGAGGUACCUUGAAGGCUAGUGCUGGAUCCAUGAGAGAUGGCUUCGAGGGGUCAGGUAGAUCACGAAUUGCAUUUGACAAGGGGCGCUGAGUUUCCAUUUGCUUCGAUUGGCCCCCCAAGCUUCCAACUUUUGUUGCUUUGACACUUCAGGCUAUGUUUUAAAUGGAAACUGGAUUCGAGAUUGUACCUUGUCUUGCUGCCUUCAAUGAGACAAGUGAUGCUAAUCGCAUGCUGUAUUUGAUAUGAACCAUGACUUUGUUUUAUAGUAUGACCAACGAGUCUGUUUGUGCUUUUGCUUAAUUGAAUUUAAUGUCUUUUUAAGUGUUA